Messenger RNA from Chelonia mydas (Green sea turtle), 11980 nucleotides. It is a transcript of the gene SHD, whose product is annotated as Src homology 2 domain containing transforming protein D. Lineage: Eukaryota; Metazoa; Chordata; Testudines; Cheloniidae. The transcript is spliced from 6 exons. The record is from RefSeq and is a predicted model, not a curated record. Gene Ontology annotation, molecular function: phosphotyrosine residue binding. The coding region runs from base 8226 to 9383 and encodes 385 amino acids.
AGAGAGAUGGGUCUGCCUGGAGUCAAGAGACUUCACUUCAUUCCAGGUAAACAGAAGAGUCUGCUAGCCCUGUUUUCAAUGGGGCACCUUGGCACCCUCCCCUCCAAUGAGCCUUCCUGUCUGCUACGGAUCUUUGCCUUUGGUGAAUCUUUCCCACAUGCCUUCACCACUCCUUGCUCCAUGGGGUCAUCUGCUCUGCUGUGGCCACUUACGACCCCCCCGCCCUGCCCCCAUCUGAUCACGUGCUCCUAGGGGCUUUCCAUUCCACUGCCUGGUGCGGGGUAUGAUCCAUCUCUGCCUCAUUGCCUCCCCAAUCGUUCCAUUCUUCACCAUCUGUCCUCCUUGAUCGUUAUCAUCCUCUUCAGGCAGCGCUUGUCAAACCUUAUCGGAGCUGGCUUUCGUCAGGCUUGCGUUUCCCUGGGUCUCCCAGCUGCGUAGCACUGUUGGAAGAGUCUCCCAUCCGUUUGACAAGAGGGAGACAGUGACAAAGAUGGCCGGGAGUAUGGUUCGUGGUAAGGUACGGGCCUGGGAGCAGUGGGUUCUAUCCCUGGCUCUGCCACUGGCCAUAGGCAAGCCGCUUGUCCUCCUUCUGCCUCAGUUUCCCUGUCUGUUAAAGGCUACUCUGACCUGCCAGGCAGAGUGCUUGUGACACGUGGUUAAUGCGUGUUCAUAGAGCAGGUUGAGAACGUUGGAUGGAAGGAGCUAGGGAAAGGCAAUCUGUUAUUAAGAGGCUGGAAAUGUCAGAGAAACAGCAUUAAGCGACUGUAACAAGUGUUUGUUGUAACGAAUGGGAGACCCAGUGCAAGUUAUUUAUGGCCAUCCUCAGAGGGACUGAAAUCAAUGGAAUGUCGGAGCCUUAAAUAUCUUUGAGGAUCUGGACCUUUGGGCUUUUCUGCACCAUGCUGCAGGGCGAGCUACAGGAGUAUGAAGUGUAGAGUGCUCGAACUGCCCCUGCUGGCGCGAGCUAACAGGUACCUCGCUCACGUUGACGCAGGCCUGUUUCAAACAGCGCUACGUCAACGUGAGCGAGGUACCUGUUAGUUCGUGCCAGCAGGGUCUAUGCGGGGCGCUUUGAGCGGGUGCAGGACAUUUGAGUGCCCUUCAAUUCACACCCCCGUAGUCUGCACUGCAAUUUAGGGCUUGAUCCUGCCGAGUCGUAAUGUCGGUCACCCGAUGCCUCCCCAUCACGCGCUCAUGGGAGUGGGGGGCGGUUCUGGGCAGACUGGAUUUACAUAACGGCAGGGCAAGGAGCGGUUAAAGGAUUAAGUUCAGCCCUUGGCCAAUGCAGGAUCGGUCCAGCUCCUGUCGUCUCAGGGUUCUGGCUGGUAAUGGGGGGGGUGGCCCUUUAACCGGGUUCCUGAAGGUCUUUGGCCCAUGGCUCUUGGUGCCUGCGCGUUAGGCAGGGACUCACCCUACACACUCAUGAUGGUCUCUUCUGGCCUUCAGAUCUAUGCAGUGAAAGGUGGCACUUGCCCUGCCUAGGGAUAGCUUUAUAGAGACACAAGCCAGGCCCCAGUGGCUACUGUCCGCAUGCAUGACACGCAAGUGAGCAGCUCGGAGUAUUCUCGCUGCCUGGCUCUGAAAAGCAGGGUCACAACUCCCCCCUCUCCCCCCCGCCCCAGCCCGCUUCUCCGCCUGCAGAGCUGCCGUUCAUUGCUAUGGGAGGCGGGCGUGCAGCAGGGCCAGCGUUCCCACUGCAUUCUCCGUCUCCGCCAAUUGCUCACGACAAGUCUCAGGCUGAGCUGAUCCUGUGUACAUGGUGGUGGCACCUCUCUUUACCCCCCCCCCCCCCCCGAGGCACUCUUCCCCCAGGCACAGCAGUAAUGAACCUUGCUCCAUCCUAUUACCUCCCCAGUCCUGCUCCGCCUCCACCAGGUUAGCAGCUCCCACUGGCUUAGUGCGCCGUGUAAUAAACCCGUAUGGAGGCUUUUGAUUUUGCCAGCACAAUCACAUUACUCCCUGUUAAAAAUGGCUGGACCUGGGGUAAUAAAUUGGAGGUGUCAGAGCUGUUUGCUUCUUCAUCUCCUUUCAUUACCCAGAGCAGCAAUUGAUCUCCUCUGUUGCUGUCCUCCAGCGGCGCUGGGGGAAGCAAAUAGGAAUUGCGAGUACCAAUGAUGCUUCUCGGGGGAGAGCGCGGUUUGCAGGGGGACAGUUGGGUCUGUUUGGGGGGCAGACGGGGGAACUGUCCCACUCUUCCCCCCCCCCCUUUGUGGGAGCAUUUUCACAGCAUUCUAGCAUUUGGAGAAAGAUGAAAGAUCCUCGUUAGGCUGCGUCUGAUCCAUCCCUCACUGCAGCCGGGUUGUUCCCUUGAGUGUGCUCUCCAGCGCUUUGUCCAGUUUCGAAUGACUCAAUCGAUGCGGCAUCCACUGUAUCCUCGGGGGGACCAUUCCACUGUCUCCAUUUUCCUCCCCACGGCAGUGAUGGGGUUCUAAUGGGGUGUUUCAGGUAAUAAAGGCGGGGGGAGAAUUCACCGUUGUGGAGCAGUCUGUUCCAGGCCCGGCUCUUUGCCCGGUGUCCCAGCCGAGGGGCAGCAUAUGCCAGACUCAAUCAGUUCACCCCUCAGGGAGUUCACUUCUCUUUCUUUGCGAAGAGUACCAGGGCAGAUGUGGGCUGAGCCACCAGCUGAUUUUUCGCCACUUGGGCCCUGCUUACAAGGUCCAGCGUGGGUGGCGUGUGGAGCUGGAUUUCCAGGCGCUGGUCCCAUUUUUGCCAGAUUCCAAGUUUCAAAGCCCAGCGCUUCAGCACCCCAGCUGCUUUCGGGUAGGUCUGCACUGCAGUCAUGGAGUGUGAUUGCAGCUUGUGUUGACGUACCCAAGCUAGCUCAGGUGUCGGAGCAGUGAAGCCAGGUCCGCACUCACUCCAAUGCAGGCUCCACCAGCCCCCUGGAACCCUGGGCAGUUACUCACAGGGCAAGCCCCUGCUGAAGCUUCUGGCACAUCCUGGUGCCAAGCAGGGGUGAGCCCCAGCUGUGCCAAGAGCAGCUUAGCUUGCCUGCACUAUCGGGGGGUUUGCAGUGGUUGGCUGGCCUACGGGCCUGAUCCAAAGCUCCCUGAACUCAAUGGCUGUCUGUCUACUGACUUGCCCAGAUGUGGGAUCAGGCCCUGUAUUCCCAGUUCAAGGCACCCAGCCCUAAUUAAUGAGCAGGAUUUUACUAAUGAACACUCAUUUAAAAACAGCAAACAGGGACCUAUUUCAGCAUGGAUUUAACACACCCAGAUUAUUUUGGGUGCGUGUGCGCGCUUGGGGGAAUGAGACGGAAGAAUUAUUAACCCCUGCAUUUAAAGGAAACAAAGAAACAAGUCUAAAUCAGAUUUUCCUCUUGAUUCUUCUGUUACUAGAACAAUUAACAUUCCUGGCAAAUGAAUUAUAAUUAGCAGCCCCUUCCAACAUUAAUACUUCAGAUGCUGGAUAUUUAUAUAGGGCUCUGGUAUUUAUAUUUGAUGAGAUCUGUCAACAACUGUUCUGCUAGACAGAAUAUUUUUCAGCCGAGCACAUUAAACAGGACAAUUAGCUGGCUCUUAUGCUUAUUCCCCCUAGAAACACAUUUAGGCUACUUCUCAAUUGCUGAUUGGGGAGCAGGGGCGGGGGAGGGGUUCUUUGUUCUGAAACAGAGGAAUAGAUUAGGGUCCCAGGAGGUGGCAAAGAACGGUACCGGUUUUAUGAAUACUAAGUACAAAAAGCUACAUUGAGGUCAGGACUACAAUGUACCAAAGGCAGAGCAUUCAAAGGGAAGCAGCGGCAGAGUUCAGGGCUCAGGUUGAAAGGAUGUCUCUCUGCUUUAAAGGGAAAACAAUGAAACUGUGCCCUUUUUGGCUGCUCAAUGGUGAACGAAGAAGACUUGAAAGAUUUCAUUUCCUUCUCCAAAAAAGAAAAAGUGAGGGGGUUUUUAACCUUAGAAAAAUCAGAAAGAUUAAAUCCGGUCUUCCCUGUUUUUCUGCUGGGUGUCUCCUUGAAAGACAAGAGAACUAGGAAGGGAGGGGUCUCAGCCCUUAACUGAAGAGGGGAGGAAUCUUUAAAGACAGCUUUUCUCCUGAGCGUUUGUCAGACCUUUGAGUUAAAUCAAGGAGAACAAAAACAAACAGAUCCAGAGCCUUGAACAAUCUGACUAAAAAUCCCUCCCACCGUGGCUCAAGUUUCACUUCUUUGGUUGCCAUGUGGUGGUGUAAUCCUACUAGUUUUCCAGUUGUCCAUAGAGACCUCCAUAAAAAACAGUAUACAAGAUUUGAAUGUAUAGUGGUAGGUCUUUAUCCAUCAUAAAGAAACAAUGCAACUACAGAGCACUAACAACCACUAGGAGUUAGGCACCUAAAUAAUUUUGAGGAUCUAGCUGUAGGGCCCUGCUCCUGCUCUGCGUAGAUGGACUCUUGUUUCCAUACAGAGCCACCUUGCCUUGAGCAGGUACUUCAGGACCAUGGCUGCAGGAACCAUGCCUAGCUGCCAUGCAGCAAAUUGAGUGCUAGCAGCUCUUCAGAGCCCUCAUGCGCUUGCCCUCUUAACCUCAAAGGACACCAGGUAAGGGCCCCCCUGCCCCAUCCUGCAAGUAGAUCUAUGUCCGUCGAAACCCACUGGUAUCAGUCCCGCAUGGAAGAACAUGCAGGCCUGAGCCUUAAUUAGGAACAAUGAGAAACUGAGAAAUGAGGUCGUGUUUCAAAUGUCCACUCGUCCAACUUUCGUCAAUGUUUUCUAAUCGGCUCGAAGUAAGAGCCUGUUUCUCUUCCCUGUUGUUAUGUUUUGUAACAUAGAAAUAGAGAAGUGAGAUGAAAACAUAAAAUAGUCUUGCUGGAAGGUUGCAACCUAGCACUGCUUUGUUUUGUAGAAUUCAGAAUGAUAAAAGCAGAGAGAGACAAAGCAGGCUGCUCCCAGAGGUACAACUCACCCCACCUUGUUACUCUAGGUUCCCUGGCUGCAAACUGACUGCUGUGGUCACACUUCCCUACAGAGGCUCCUGCCUGCAGGACCAGGAAACCCCUGAGCAUUUAAAUUGAUAGCUUUACAAUGUUAAUAGUUUUCCAUACACCACACCUGUGAGCCCAGUUUUCCAGGGCUUGCAGCAUUCAGACACACACACAUCCAUGUAGCCCCAAGGAUAUUUUUAAAGCUAUAUAAGUUCUUAUGAAUGUAUUUUUAUUACAGUAGCACCCAGAAGUCCCAGCUGAGAGUAUCUCUACACUCCAACUGAACUGCAAUUGGGGGGAGAGGAUUGAGCUUGGGUAGGCAAACCCGCAUUAGCUUUCAUCUAGCUGGCGUGGCGGCAAAUAGCAGUGAGGACGUGGUGGCAUGGACUUCUUCAGCAUCAGCCGUUCAAACCCCCCGCCGUGCUCCGGGCUAUGUACGUGUUUGCAUUGCUAGCCCGGGCUGACACCCGUGCCACCAUAUCUUCACCGCUAUUCGUAGCCUUGCUAACUAGAUUAAAGCUAAUUUGGGUAUGCCUACGUGGCACACCUUCCAUUGCAGCGUAGGCCUGCCCUGAGAUCAUGGCCUCAUUGUACUCGGGGCUGUAGAGAGACAUAGAGACAGUCCCUGCUCAAGAGACCUCACAGUCUAAAUAGUCAGCAGAAGGGGAAACGAUUUACCCAAGAACACGCGGUAGGUCAGUGGCAGAGGUAGGAUUAGAACCCAGCGCUCCUGGCUCCCCAGCCGGGCCAGUGCUCGACCACCCAGCCUCGAUUUCCCCCUGCUGCUGCCACCAGUGCUGAUACACAUCCAGUAAGAAAAUUUAAGGUACCCCCCGCCCUCCAGGUGAAAUUUGGCUUUCACAGUAUUUCAUCUCCCCACGCAAAAUAACCCUGGCCUGUCAAAGCUGCAGAUGCUUGUCCCCUCCCAACCCACCAGGGAGCAACCAGCUGCCACUUUAACAGACCUGAUCGCAUCUCCUUCUAAUCCAUACACCCAGCGUCAUUGUUGUGUUUGUUUUUCCUUAAUUCCUAUCGGCUCAGUUUCUCUCUCUCCACCUCCAGCUGCCCUCGCCUUUAAUUCCCCCCUCCCUCCACUUUCCCUCUCUCCCCGAUCUCCCUGUUCUUUAUUUACAGCCACCUUCUCUCUAGCAAGGAGAGCCAGUUGGCAAUUUCACACCUCAGGUUGGGCUGGGCGCCAAGGAGCAGCCGGCAUGUCUAGCCAGGGACAACCAGGGAAGAUGGGAUGGAGAAGGCUAAAAAAGGAAGAGAUUUAAACCUCCCCUCCAUGCAUACAUGCAACUUUCUUUUUGCCUGCUCAAUUUCAGCUUCUUUUAUCCCUCCCUCCCUUUCCCCUGGUCAGUUUCACUAGGCUCUGUCCUCUGGGGGGAAUUGAAUCUAUUGAUGCUUCCCUAGGGGAUGCUCCAUAAAGAGCAGGGAUCUGGAGAAAGGGCAUUUUCUCUCCUUCCUCCCUUUUCCUGUUGCAGGGGAAUGACACUUCUUUGGGAGCCGGGAAGGGGGGGUGCUAGGUAUCUGUCCCUCCAGCUGGUGCCUUGCUUCUUGCUGAAGGUCUCUGUAACCUUUGUAAACUAGAGGGAGCUGUGCCUGCAAAAACCCUAGGGCCAGGAGGAGGAGGCGAAAAACCCUUUGACGUAUCAGGAGCAACGAUUGCAAAGAGGCUUCCAGACCUUCCAGCCACCGAUUUUUUUUUUUUAUCUCCCGCCUUUCCCGAAAUCAUCCCCAACAACCGCAUCAAAACUAUGACUGGCUUCCUGAAGCUGCAGCUCCUGCCAUCCUUCCUCCCAAAAGUAGCCCGCAGGUCCCUGAAAACAAGAAACUGAUGGAUGCAAAAGGCUGAAAAGUCUCUUCCCACCCCAGCCCCCUUUUCUUUGUGCAGUUACCUUGCAAAAAGCUACUGGUGGUGUCUGGAGAUCACUGUUGCAGUUGUUUGGGCUGUGUUGCGUUUGCAGUUACUUUCCUGGAUCCUGUAAAGGAGACGAGCUCUCAGGGAAAGCAUCAUAACAACCCUCUCAAAAUCUAACAAAGGAGAAGAAAGCUAUAACUGGACUCUUCCAAGCUAGACUUUUGCUAAAGUUUUCCAGUCCUGCUUUUGUGAAUGUCUCUUAAGAGGGAGGAGGUUUGAUUUUUUUUUUUUUUUUUUUUUUGGGGGGGGGGGUAAGAUCCCUGCUUAUUUGGGCUUUGGAAUAAAUCACUCUCUUCCCCCCCCCACCAGAAAUAGAAACCGAAUGAUGGAUGUGUGCCAAUGUGUACUGGAGAUUGUCUUGUUUGUCCAGGAAUUGCGUGUGUGAGGGUUUGACGCUUCAGCAACCUUAACUGUAAACCAAGGAAGUUUCUGGUGGCGAUGGGAAAUAAAUAUAUACACAUCUUCGUAUCUGACAAGAAACGGUAGCUGGGAUGUGAUUUCGUUCCCUGGAUCUCUUAAAGGAUUCUAACUGGAUAGACAAAGACUUACGAGAACCUCUGGUUAUAUAUUUAUGUAUUUAAGAGGAACUUUGUAAAGGCAGUUUUAAAAUGGACAUUAAUGUGCCUGGCUAGUGUUUGAACGGGUGAGGUGUUCAUUGUCUAGGGUUGUUUUUGUUUUUUGUUUUUUAAAUGUUUCUUUCCAGACCAUAGAAAAUUGUCUUUGCGGGAUGCUCUAUUGUUGCUUAGAUCUGAUCGUUCCAUAAUGAACUGGUAAAUUUCUUUUCUCUCUCUUUCUUUCUCCUUUAAAAGCGCUAAUGCUUUGUAAAUGCUCGGUAUCGCAAAUCCGUUUUAGGGAUUAAAACCUAUCUCUUGGAAAGGCACUCUGGAGCUUUCAUUCGAGACAGGUUUUUGGCCGUGUGUGUCUAUUUUUUGAAGCUUAGUGCAGGGGAGAUGAAUUUUUUUAAAAAAAAAAGACUUUUUCUCCCCUCAAUUGUCCAUUGCAUUUGAACUGGUAAUAGAAUGUGAAAACCUUCCGUGAUCCAUCCCCCACACAGAGAUCUGGUUUGAUGUAAGUAUUUUAUUUCAUAAGGUCUAUAGGAUCUCCAGACAGGAGUGUGUUGCUUUUCAUUUUGUGUUAAACACCUUUGAAACCCUUUCUAUUAAAGGGAGAGAGGAAAUUUCAUUUCCAACUCCUGGAGCAGCUCGCUCUGGGAUAAGACAUCAGUCUGAGACAUAAACAUUGGAGACCUCUCGAUGCUCAGGGUCUCCUGAAAGGAAGAUGAAUGACACCCAAUUUGGAUUAUAAAUCAUGGGGAGCCGCUAAGGCUUAUCUGAUGGCAGCUUGAGAAUUCUUCCAAACCCACUUGUUCUGCCCAGAGAGGUCGGGGUUUUGUUGUCAGGCUGGAACAAAUGGCCAAGUGGCUGAAAGAUUACUUGAGUUUUGGGAGCAGGAGGUCUCCUCCACAGCCCCCCAAGCCCGACUACACAGAGAGUGAGAUCUUAAAGGCUUACAGAGCGCAGAAGAGCCUGGACUUUGAGGAUCCCUAUGAAGACAGCGACAAUAAACUGGAGCCAGAUCCCGGGGGCUCGGGCUCCCCAAAUAUGGCAGCUGCUGGUGGCUGUGCGGAAGGGAAAUACACCUCCCCAAAACACAGGCUUAUCAAAGUGGAGUCCACCGACCUGAACAGGAGCAAAGCUCUGUUGGAGACGGCAGCUGAGGAGCUCAAAGGCAGGCAAGAGCAGGGCGAUGCUGACAGCGAGUACUCUGACCCCUUCGAUGCCCGCCAGGAGCAGCCAGGGGACACCAAGGAGCCAGUGCCGGAGAACAACGGCUACAUGGAGCCCUACGACGCCCAGCGGGUGGUGGCAGAUUUCCAGGGGAAAGGCGACUGGGAGGGCCGGCAGGGGAAGAAGUGCCUGCAGGGCCUGCAGCUUUACGACACCCCCUAUGAGGAGCAGGAGCGAGAUCCCAAGGGUGGCCCGGCCAGCCCGGCCCGCGAGAGCCGCCUGCCCCAAGACGACGAGCGGCCAGCAGACGAGUACGAUCAGCCCUGGGAGUGGAAGAAAGACCACAUCUCCCGGGCCUUCGCAGUGCAGUUCGAAAACCCCGACUGGGAGCGCCCCUCCUCCCUGAACAAAGAGCGCCGUCAGCCGCCAAAGCACCUGACGGCAGGCCCCAAGCACGGCCGAUCGCAGAGCCCGGAGCGCAGUCCCCCCAUGGCCGAACGCGUGGACCCCUCGCUGCCACUGGAGAAGCAGGUGUGGUACCAUGGCUCCAUCAGCAGAGCGGACGCUGAGACCCUGCUGACUCUGUGCAAAGAAGGCAGCUACCUGGUGCGGAACAGUGAAACCAGCCACCACGACUACUCCCUGUCACUCAGGAGCAGCCAGGGCUUCAUGCACAUGAAGUUCACCAGGACCAGGGAGAGCAAGUAUGUGCUGGGCCAGAACAGCGCCCCCUUCGAGAGCAUCCCCGAGGUCAUCCACUACUACACGGCGCGGGAGCUGCCCGUCAAAGGGGCCGAGCAACUCUCACUGCUGUACCCCGUCGCCGUGCAGACCCUCUGACUCGGGGGGGCGCUGGAUGCUUGCUGACCGCGCAGGACAGGGGCUGCUCCCGCCCUGCCCGCCCCCAGAGGCACUGGCUCAAGGAUGGGGCUGAAGGAGGAAGGGCUUGUCCGGAGCCUGCAGCUGGGGAGGCCCCAGCCCAGCCCCCAGGGGCGAAUGGGGCGGCACUGUUUCAGCACAGGGGAGUCAUGCUCCGAAGCAGCCAUAGCAAGUCGCUCUGGCUGUAAUGCUGCAUCCAGCGCCCUCCUGCUGUCCCAGCCCCUGCGUCCUACUCUGGGGGGGGGGGGGGGUGGCCUUUGUCCUGAGAGGUCCCACACAGGGAAGGGGUUAGCCCAGGGUCAUCCCUUCUAGCCACAUCUGGGAGCUCCUGCUUCGGGGCUGUUUGUCCCGGAGAUUGUCCUGCUGUCCUUUUCCCUUCCCUUUCCCCUCCGCCCCCAGCUUGGUCUCUCCUCCUCCGGGAUACUGCUGGCCCCAAGGUCCUGCUGGGCCCUGCCCCUGAAAAUCUCCUCUGCCCUGCUCUGAGGGGGCUGUGUCCCAGAGCCCCCCAGCCCAUCCUGCUCUGAGAGACACUCCCAAGUUACUUCCCUUGCCUCCAGGCCGGUUUGAGCCCAGGCUUCCCCUUCCCUUGUGCAGUCCUGGGAGCUGCCAGUGUAGGGGAGGGGGUUUCCGAGCAUGUCCCAUCCUGGACAGUCCCCACUGUCCUGCCCUGGGAGGGACAUGCCCGCCGCCCCCGGGAAGGCUCUGAGCACAAUAACAUGUAGAGACAAUAGGUUCAUGUAACUGCCCUCCGGUGUCCUACCCCCGGUGUCAUCUCGCCUGAGCCAGCUCCCCCCACCACCGCCCCGGCCCCCUGAGCCAGGUGGGCCCCCUCCCCCUCCAACCCGUUCCCCCGGCGUGUGUGUGCGGGUCCGUCGCGCCGUGUGUGCUCUGUGCUGCUGUGCUCGUGCUGCCGUGGCAAAUAGGUUUCCAUUAAACGCCGUAGUCCAGACUCGGCCCCCGCCCGCCCGUCCGUCUGUCUCUGCCUGGCUGGGCAGGGGUCCCACCGGGGCCCCAGGGCUCCGUGCAUUACUCACCAGGGGACGACGGGGCGAGAGCAGAGCCGGCCCCAGGGCUAGAGGGUCUCCUGUCCACCCGUGGCAGAGGGGCUGCCUCCGAGAUCCGAGCCCGGAGAGAGCAGGUGACUUGCCAAAGCACCUCAUGAUUCAGGAGCGAAAGCCCCAUUUGCACCUAACUCCCUUAGGUGCCCUGGGGAGCUGGGCUCAGUUUGGUGGGUCACCCCGCCCCCUCGAUCCAGUGGACACAGCUCUUCCUGGAGAGCAGGGGGCCAGCCCGAAGGGGCCUUCCAGCCUCCUUUCCCCCAAGGGCGGCUCCCCUGCUGGGAGCUGAGUCUCCUCCCUCGGGCCCGGGUCCGGUAGCUGGGAGAGUUUCUUGGCCUCGCUUAACUGACCAAGCGCCAGCUAAAUUAGCACCUGCAGCCGCAGUGCCACCUCCUGGGACGUGGCCACCCCCAGGACGGGAGGGGGGCAGCUCUCCCCCUCCUCAGCUCCUUCAGCACCUGUCUCCUUCCUGCCCUGGGGUGGUGGGGGGACUUGCGGCUCCUUGGCCCAUUCAGCCCUGGGCCUCUGCCCGCAAGCGCCAGUUAAUGCCCAUGGUGGCGGUGGCUCUUCUGAUCUGGGCUGGUCCCCCCAGCUCUCCAAGUAGCCCUCCAUGGGGAACGGCCAACCUAGGCUGGAUUGGGGCUGGGGGCCUAGUGGGGAAGAUGGCCUCCUGCUGCCUGUUUUAGCCUUGCCCCACUCCCAGCCCCCCGGCCCACUCCCCCAGCCACUGGAGGGGUUCGAGCCCUUGCUGGGCCUGGGCAACAGGCCUAACCUGGCACCCCAUUAGUAGGGCAGAGGGGCCAUGAUCUGAUGUGGGGGCGGGUGGGGAGAAAUGGGCCCAGCGCCGACAUGAUGGGCCUGGCCCAGCCCCCUCAGAGCAGGCGGUGUCAGGGCAGAGGCGAUACAAGGAUGUGGUGGAGAGACCCCCGCACUGAGGGCUCGGCAGCUGCCAUUCCUGAUGGAGCAAGGGUGGGGUGACCAGAUGUCCUGAUUUAAUAGGGACAGUCCCGGAAUUUGGGGAUUUUUCUUAUCUAGGUGCCUAUUACCCCCCCGCACUCUGUCCUGAUAUUUCAUGCUUGCUAUCUGGUCACCCUUGGGGUGGGGGAAGCCUCCGGGACACAGACGGAGCGAGAGAGAGACGCCGAGGGCUCUGCUCAGCCAGCGGGUCCUCCCCGGCCCUUCCCGCCGCGCCACUCCGGGUGCCUGCCCCUUGCAGACCCUCACCAAUCGCCGGGUCUGGGCAGCCCCCUUCCCCCGCACCUGGACAGGCGGACACAUGGCUGGGUGGACACCGGGGCACCCACCCGCAGUAGGGCCAACGCACGGCGCUGUAUGAGCGGGUGACAGGCUGACUGCAGGACACCCGCACGCACGGGCACGGAUGCACGUCGGUGACGCUGGCUAACGGGCUGCAGGUGAGUCCCCCGGCCCGGCCCCGGGGCGAACCCCGCCCGCCAGCUCCUAGCCCAGGGGACUGGCCCCUGCCCUGCUCUGCAGCCG